GUAGCAAGUCACGCAGGGGGUCACAUGAACUGUUUUUAAUUGCAGCUAACGUAAUGUGACGUUUUGUACCCAUUUCUUGUUUAAAUCGUUUGUCAUAAAUCCUAAGGUUCGCUUUCAUUUGCAAGAAAUCUAAAAAUACAAGAUGGACGAGGACGGUCUACCAAUCGUGGGGUCUGGUGUUGAUCUUACUAAGGUUCCUGCUAUACACCAGAGAAGAAUUGUCGCCUAUCUCAAUCAGUUUGUUGUCCACACGGUUCGGUUCCUUAAUCGAUUUUCCACCGUGUGUGAAGAGAAACUUGCAAAUAUAUCUCUCCGGAUACAGCAGAUCGAAACCACGCUGAGCAUUUUGGAAGCUAAGUUGUCCUCUAUUCCCGGCCUGGAAGAUGUCACAGUAGAUGGACUCAAUCAACAGCACCAUACGCAGACUAACGGACCCAGCAGUACCAGUCAGAACCAAACUGAUGGUCCAGUAACAGGAGCACCUACUCCCUCAGAGCCGGCUCAGUGCUCAACGGAGGCUGCACCUGCACGAAAAGCAGAAGUGGCUGCAGAGAAUGUCAUGACUGUAGCGAAGGACCCACGUUAUGCCCGUUACCUGAAAAUGGUUCAAGUGGGGGUACCAGUGAUGGCCAUUCAGAAUAAAAUGACGGCGGAGGGCUUGGAUCCCAGCCUACUGGACACACCUGAUGCCCCUGUGCCGGAUGGAGCGACGAGAAGCACAGAGGAUGAAGAUAUGACGACCACCAGCUCUGACAGUGAAUCAUCUUUUAGCGACUGAUAUCUUCUUUUUGCGCUCGUCACUGCAAAGAUACCUCGGAAGGCCGUUAAUCCUUAUGUGCU
Nematolebias whitei (Rio pearlfish) is the source of this 840-nucleotide messenger RNA. It is a transcript of the gene washc3, whose product is annotated as WASH complex subunit 3. Lineage: Eukaryota; Metazoa; Chordata; Actinopteri; Cyprinodontiformes; Rivulidae. Gene Ontology annotation, biological process: actin filament polymerization; exocytosis. Bases 143 to 778 code for a protein of 211 amino acids. The record is from RefSeq and is a predicted model, not a curated record. The transcript has 7 exons. Gene Ontology annotation, cellular component: WASH complex.